Molecule: messenger RNA, 2649 nt
Organism: Fusarium odoratissimum NRRL 54006
Lineage: Eukaryota; Fungi; Ascomycota; Sordariomycetes; Hypocreales; Nectriaceae
Product: autophagy protein 5
Exons: 2
Coding region: 95-862 (255 amino acids)
Biological process (GO): C-terminal protein lipidation; autophagosome assembly; nucleophagy
Cellular component (GO): phagophore assembly site membrane; Atg12-Atg5-Atg16 complex; cytoplasm
Source: RefSeq, a predicted model, not a curated record
CGCAGACUCGCCAGGUAUUAUGAUUUGACUCACCAAACUGACACUUUCACCGAGCCUCACAACAUCUCACUUUCCUCACCAUGCCCUCAUCAUAAUGUCCUCUUCCAUCACACAAGCUUUAUGGAACGCCCGGAUUCCGCUGCACAUAACCCAUCCCGCCUCACCGACUACGCCUUUCAUCACUAGUAUUCCGCGUUUCAGCUACCUGGCUCUUCUCAUCCCGAGACUGUCGACUUUCUUCAACUCGCCCUGCUCCAGCUUCUACUUUGAAGAUGUACAGUUGAGGAACCUGGCUGUGGGAUUGCUGGUAGACCUGUAUCAACCCCGCCUGCCGUGGAGGUUGACCGUGAAUGAUGGAGUAGGUUGGGAUAUUGCGGAUACUUUUCUCAACUGCGUAAAAGAGGCUGACUUCAUCCGCAAUGGCAAUGCAAACCAAAUCAUGAAAAUGUCAAAAGACAACACCACCCAGCUUUGGAACGCUGUCAUAGACAAUGACCAAGCAUCCUUCAACCGUAUCAAUAGCCAUCUGCUCAACGCACCAACAGCACUCAAACAUGUUCCCAUUCGCAUCUACAUCCCUACCACCGCCUCGGACUCGUCGUCACCAGCGUCUUCCGAGCAGGCCACCUUCAAAGUCAUCCAAUCUCUUGUUCCAGCGACAAGUUCAGACCGCCGACCUAAAAUACUGGGCCAGGCUCUCAAAGAGAUGUUGCCAGGGCUAUUCCCAAGCAGCCGUGAUCCUAUUCACGCGAAGGUGGUAAUGCACGGAGCUGGGGUACCAUUUGAUGCACCCUUAGAGGAGCUGAUGCGGGAAGCCUCAUACCCCGACGGAUGGAUAUGCCUGGUUGUCAUUGUGCUGUGAUGGAUACUGGGCUCCUUUAGCGAAUAGGACAUAUGGAUGGCGUUAGGGACUGCCCUUAUCACUGGCUCUGCAGCGUAAAUCACUGGCUUCCAGAACCUUCAUUGCGACAUAUCAGACUACGUCUUUGAUCCAAUUUUAUGAACACUUGCAAAUUUACUGACACAUACAGGCCAGGCUCGGACAUGAUAACUACACUACGUAAAGGUGAUCUUCUUGCCCAUAAGACUUCUAUAUGCAUCGUCGACAGCCUUUCUCUUCUUCUGUUUAGCCUCCUCUUCUUCAUGCAUCUCUUCUUCCUCGGCGACAUCCUCAGGCCCAGGUAUUUGGGGUGCCCAAGCUCGAAUUUGCCCAUCCAUGUGGGAGCUAUAUACGGCUCCAACGGAGUUGCCGCCGCCCAUAAUAGGACCAACUGGGCGUCCCGUCCCCCCCGAUGCGCGCCAAACUAUACUCGUGAUUCUGUUUCUUCCCAUCUCGCCCCCUCGUGGCCCUAUAGGGUUCGUUACGCCAGGGCUCCGGAGCCGUGUCACAAUAUGGCCAUCAUGAAGAUCGAGGAUAAGAAUUUCCUGAUCAUUUGGCCAGAAGAGAAGAUUAUUACCACUUGUGAGAUGCGCCGGAGAAACCAAAAUACUUGCUGUCUUCGCGUGUUGGUUCUGAAUAAGAGAGCCAAAACUGGCGAGAGUAUUGGCCCCCGUGGCAGCGUCCCAAACACGAAUGCGACGGUCGAGACCAGCUGAGAUGAUGUAUUGUCCAUCGUCAGUCCAUUGUAAGCCAUUCACUGCAUCGUCGUGCGCCUGUGCCGAGGUACGAAAGUGUGGGAUCUGACUGGAAUCCAUCCUUGCGGCACUGAGAUGCUUCAUUUUGUGAACGAUGCCCAGUGAAUCUUCCUGGUCGAGCAGCGCCACAACACCACCAGAACGACGAAUAUCCCAUAUCCUGACUUUCCCAUCUGCGUGGCCACUGACAAGAAUAUGCUCGUGGCGCGGACUCCAUGCAGUUGACAAAACAGGACCGCCAUGUGCUACAAGAGCUUGUACAGCGGACCCUGAUUUCAAAUCUACCAGCCGAACUGCUGGGUUCUGCGUGGCACACGCCACAAUAAGAUGAUCUGCUACAGGGCUGGUGGAGUGGGAGUAAAUAGUUGCGUUCAGGUCGAAGGUGGCCGAUAGAGUGCAACGCUGAGUCGCCCAUAACUUCAGCUUCUUGUCGUAAGAACUUGAAAGAAAAGCAUCCGGAUCGAAAGGAUAAAAGGCAACAUGAGUGACACCGUGACUAUGCCCGGGAGAAGACUCUUCUCUCGUAGACCUGGCGAUGCUGCCCAUGGGGCGAAAAGUGUGCAACUUGUUGGGGUUUCCAGCGUCUUCCAAAUUCCAGACCUUGAUGCCUCCUUCUGCUCCCCCAGAGAGGAGGAUACGUCCAUUGAACUUCUCAAGGGCGAGUGUAUUAACGCCUGCGCCAUGCGCUCUUAUACUGUGCACACGCUCGCCUACAUCUGUAGGGCCAUGCUUGGCCGUUCUCUCACCAUUGAAGCGGUGCUGAGGAGCCGGCGCAAAAGAACGUAGGAGUUCAGAAGUGAUGGACCGAGUAAAGUCUUCAUGGCGGAGAUCGCCCGUUUCACGAGCGAGAAGGUUGGACUGCAUUCAUCUGUGCCAGGACGAUGACAAUUUAAAGACAAUAUUAAAGUUGAAGUAUAAACCAAAAGAAUGCAAAGCAGUGAACGACGGCAGUAAUCUCACAAUCUCGCAGCCUAUGGAAUGUGGCUUCAGCCUGGAGCUGGUGGUGAUGUCAGC